Messenger RNA from Cavia porcellus (domestic guinea pig), 5201 nucleotides. RefSeq names its product tryptophan hydroxylase 1 (gene Tph1). Gene Ontology annotation, molecular function: tryptophan 5-monooxygenase activity; iron ion binding. Lineage: Eukaryota; Metazoa; Chordata; Mammalia; Rodentia; Caviidae. The coding region runs from base 591 to 1925 and encodes 444 amino acids. The transcript has 11 exons. The record is from RefSeq and is a predicted model, not a curated record. Gene Ontology annotation, biological process: serotonin biosynthetic process; aromatic amino acid metabolic process. Gene Ontology annotation, cellular component: neuron projection.
CGGUGAGUGGGGGCAUCUCUCUUGCGGGGCUCUGGGGUCGCCGCCGAGGUUUAGGGGAGCUUGGGUGGCGCGAGGUGGGGUCAGAGACCUUUUUGGGAGGUUAAGAUCCACUGGGAGUUGGGUCUGGUGGGCCACAGUGGUACCCCUGUGGGUCUUUGGAGAGAAAAGACGCUACUUCUGGGUGUCAGAACAGGGUCUUCACCGGUUCUCUUAUUUUACCUUCCCAACAAACCCUGUGAGAUGGAUCAUCUCUUGCCUUUUAUAGUUGAGGAAACUGGCUUUCAGAGAAACCCAAACUUGUGUGACUGACUGCAUGGUAGCAUAAACAGGCAAUGUCUGUCUUCUUUUUCCAUCAAAGGGCAACAUCUCUUUUCUUCUUCUUCUAUAAAGUGAGCCCUUCAUCAGACUCCUCCAAAGAAAGGGAGUCUCAGAUGCAAAGCCUCUCAGCUUCACGCCGACCCUCGCUCCUGCCAUCCUGCCCAGCAGAAGACUAAGAGCCUGGCAGAAGGCUGCAGUCGACAAAGAGUGGAGGUCCUUGAAUUUUCGAUCUGGUAAAUAGCCCAGUUUCAGAGGGUUACUCCAGAUUCAUCAUGAUUGAAGACAAUAAGGAGAAUAAAGAGUAUUCCUUGGAAAGAGGGAGAGUAACUCUCAUUUUUUCCUUAAAGAAUGAAGUUGGAGGACUGAUAAGAGCACUGAAAAUUUUCCAGGAGAAACAUGUGAACCUGUUACAUAUCGAAUCCCGAAUAUCUAAGAGAAGAAAUUCAGAAUUUGAGAUUUUCGUUGACUGUGAUAUUAACAGGGAACAACUGAAUGAUAUUUUUCAUCUGCUGCAGUCUCAUACUAACAUUCUCUCUGUGAACCCACCAGACAAUUUUACUAUGAAGGAAGAUGGUAUGGAAAGUGUUCCUUGGUUUCCAAAGAAGAUCUCUGAUCUGGACUUCUGUGCUACCAGAGUUCUGAUGUAUGGAUCUGAACUUGAUGCAGAUCAUCCUGGCUUCAAAGACAACGUGUAUCGUAAAAGACGGAAGUACUUUGCACAGUUGGCUAUGAACUAUAAGCAUGGGGACCCCAUCCCCAAGGUUGAAUUCACUGAAGAAGAGAUUAAUACUUGGGGAACUGUUUUCCGAGAGCUCAACAAACUCUACCCAACCCAUGCCUGCAGAGAGUACCUCAAAAACUUACCUUUGCUUUCUAAAUAUUGUGGCUAUCGGGAAGAUAAUAUUCCACAACUGGAAGAUGUCUCUAACUUUUUAAAAGAGCGCACAGGGUUUUCCAUCCGUCCUGUGGCUGGCUACUUGUCACCAAGAGAUUUCCUAUCAGGUUUAGCCUUCCGAGUUUUUCACUGCACUCAAUAUGUGAGACACAGUUCAGAUCCCCUCUAUACCCCUGAGCCAGAUACCUGCCAUGAGCUCUUAGGUCAUGUUCCACUCUUGGCUGAACCUAGUUUUGCUCAAUUCUCCCAAGAAAUUGGUCUGGCAUCACUUGGAGCUUCAGAGGAGGCUAUUCAAAAGCUGGCAACGUGCUACUUUUUCACUGUGGAGUUUGGUUUGUGCAAGCAGGACGGGCAGCUAAGAGUCUUUGGUGCUGGCUUACUUUCUUCUAUCAGUGAACUCCAACAUGCACUUUCUGAACAAGCCAAAGUAAAGCCCUUUGAUCCCAACAUUACCUGCAAACAAGAAUGUCUUAUUACGACUUUUCAAGAUGUCUAUUUUGUAUCUGAAAGCUUUGAAGAUGCAAAGGAGAAAAUGAGAGAAUUCACCAAAAUAAUUAAGCGUCCGUUUGGGGUGAAGUAUAAUCCAUACACUCAGAGUAUUCAGAUCCUGAAAGAUGCCAAGAGCAUAACCAGUGCCAUGAACGAGCUGCGGCAUGAUCUCGAUGUCGUCAGUGAUGCCCUCACUAAGGUCAGCAGGCAGCUGAGUAUGUGACAGUCACCAGUCCUAAUCCAGAAGGCAUUUGAGCAUCAGUUCAGAGCCUGUGGACCAACGGUUACUCUUCCUGAAGACCUCAUUCUGAAUGGACAACAGCUCUGUCUAAACAAUACUCUCUAAUCUUGGGGCUGGGGAUUUAGCUUAGCAGCAUAAGCACCUGUCUUGCCAGCAGGCGGUUGUGAGUUCAAUCCCUGAUACUGAUAAAAAAAUACUCUCUAAUCUCAUUCUGUAAUGAAUCACUGGUCUCUGAAAAUGUGUAAAGUGUGUACCUGGAUACUCUGUCCACCACCUUUUCUUUUGGUCUUUGUUUUUGGUAACUUCUGUAGUGAAAUAUAAUUUAUAUACCAUCAAAUUCACUGACCACCUCAUGUUUUGAGAUCAGGUCUUGUUAGGUACCUCAGGCUGGCCUUGAACUUGCAAUCCUCUUGCCUCAGUCUCUGAAGUAGCUGGGAUUACAGGUGCAUUCCCUCAAGCCCUACUGACCACUAACUUUUAAUAGAGAAAUUGUUUGGUCUAGUGAAUAGAUCUAGUCUAAUAAUAACUCUAUUUUCUCCAUCCUUCCUGAGCAAAAGACUGUUCUAGCCCCUCAGAAGGUUAGUGAAUAUUGUGAAUUCACCCCAUAUUGUUACCUGUACCAAUUUUGCUGAGUUUGUACAAAGCAUGAUCACAUUCAGUCACACACCUAAACCAGCCCUGCCUGCAGCUAGCAUGGUAAAGAGAUUUUACAGAGCAUGCCUAGAAGAGUGUAAGUAAUCCAGGUUCAGGUGCAGUGUCUUAUAGGGAUGGAGUAAUAGAUAUAACUGGAGAGAUUGAUAGGGAUGUAAUUCGUAAGAUUAGGCUAUGGAUUUCACACUUGAUUUUGUAGGCACUAGAAAGGCCCUUCCCAAGUGAUUCUAUUCCUUGAAAUGCUCCUAUGGCAUUGUGUCAUACUGAUUUUUUCCUAGGUUAUUUGUCGUACACAUGAGGCCCAGGGCACAUUGGUGACCCUGUACUCAGACAUGCAGUCCUGGGAUCAUGGUGGUAUUGUCCUCAGUCUAGCAGCAGGGAGUGUUGUCAAAGGGAGAGUUCAGACUGAGACACUGGAGAGGAACACACAGUAAAAGAUGAAAAAGCAAAAGAUUUCUGAGUCCAUAAAUAAGAAGGCAAAAUGUAAGGGCAGAGAGGGGUGGGAAAAAGAUGGAGGAAAUGGAAUGUCAGAAGUUUGUCAAGAAGAAUAUUUUAGGUCUUGCAUAAAUAUGCAAGGGUUUCAAAUAUCAGUUUUUUUUAAUGUGGUGUCAGCUGGGUAGCAUAGGGCUAAGUAACUGUGUUACCUCUUCAUUACUUAAUAACAAAAUACCUAUGAUAAUCAACUUCAAGGAGGAAAGGUUUAUUUUGGCUCACAAUUUUGGAGGUUUCAGUCAAUGGUUGGUUGACCCUGUUACUUUUAAGCAAGUGAUGAGGGUGCAGAUGGUAGGAACAUCUGCCAGAGGAAAACCACUCACCUUAUACUGGGGUAAGGGAGAGAAGGAACAGAUCAGGGUCCCACAGUCUGUUCUAGGGCAUGCCCUCAAUGGCCAGAGCAUCUCCUGCUAGACCCUACCUCUUAAAGUUUCCACCAUCUGCCAAUACAGCAAGCUGAAGACUAAGUCUCUAACACACAGGCCCUUGGGGACCAGUCCAGAUGCAAACUAUGGCAGCAGUUGUGCUAUAAGUGGAUUAACCUGGACACCCAGCAGUAUGCCAGGCCUCUUUAAUUACCUGUUUUUCUUCCCCCAUCCACAAACUAGAGCAGUGCCUCAAAUUUUUGUCUUUAGUGCUCUCCCUCUUGCUGUCUCUUCAUGAGGAUUGUCAAUCACACCCUUGGUUUCACGGUUAAUUUUGGAUUACUCAUAUAUUUGCAGUUUUAAUUCUGACAUCUUUCUUGAGCUUUUGCCUCUUGAUUCCAGCUACCUGCUAGUUAUUUCCAUCCAGGUGUCCCACAAAUUAGGCCAAUGUUGUACAGCUUCAUGUACCCCCAUUCACAUAGAAUGAAAUGAGUUGUGUAAUGUGGCAAACCUGCCCAGUAUCAAAUUCAACAGGUACAAAGAGAAGCUCAGAAUCAGUGGAAUAUUCACUCCAUUUGCUUUUUCUUCCCCAUUUGCUUUCUCUUCCAGUGAUCUAAUUUCUGCUGACAGUGUAUUAAGGGUCAUAUUUCAGUUUGUUGUUCUGGUUUAAUCAGCUACUUAAGAAUCUCCACCCUUAUUUUUUUCACAUUAAUUGUCAGAUUGCACACCAUUUAACAUGCCUUAUUUCAAAAAGCCACUAGAUUUUUAAUCAUUAUAAGAUUUCAAAAGAAAUUAUAUAAAAUUUUUAAAAACCAAAUUUCAUUUUGUGAUAUAUGGGGAAAUAGAAUUUGGAAGAGUAAUUCAUGUUAUUUCAGUUCAUUACUUAACACAUUUUAAUAGCUAACAACUGUUAAGUAUAUGUUUGAUAGUAAAUAGAUUUGUUAGCUAAUCUAAAAUCAUUUGAAAUAUUGAUUCACUAGUUCGUAGUUUGUCUACUUUGAUGCAAGGAAAUCUAUUAGAGGAGACCAUAAUUGAUAGCAAAUAGCAAAUUAUGCAUGCAGUGUCUGUUAUUUUCAUACAAAUUUGUUCAUAGUGAAGAAUCAGUUUGAACUUUAAAAUGAUGAUAUUUAAAAAUCACUUUGUGACUGAAGAACAUUAAAAUAAAUGUUAUAGACUCAACCUCAUGUAAUUCACAACUUAAGAACAGUGGAAAUAUUUAAUAAUGGAUUCCAGUUCUUUCUUCUAAUCUGUGGAUUUGUGAUAUUUGGUAAAUUAGAAAUCUUGAGAGUCCUAGAAUUUUACGUAUGUCCUUGCCUUUAAAUAUAUGUCUUCAAAGUACCAAGGAUUAUGUAUAAUUACUCAAACAUGAGUACUGUACACAACUGUACUAGAAGCUUGGUUCAUUACUCACAGUUGUAGUAUCCUCUUGAAGUUUUGAAGAAAACUCAAAAGUUGGUCACCAUAAUGCUUACAUUUCUUAAUUCUCAGAUUUUGUCAUUUGGAGUUAUAUAAAUAGUAAUGACAUAAAUGUAAAUAAUUAUUAUUAAUUUUUAAGUUGGCUUCCAAAUUGGAAAAAGAAAAAAAUCCUGGGAUUCUCUAAAGGAACAUACAAUACAGUCCAUAAUUUAAGUGGAUAAAAAUACUAUGAUCCCUUUCUAGCUAAUCUUUGUCUUAUUAUGUAAUAUAUAUUUAUAAUUUGUAAGCUUAUUCAACUGGAUAAUAAAAAUAAAAAUCAUUUUUUGAACAAGUA